Eucalyptus grandis is the source of this 3492-nucleotide messenger RNA. Its product is annotated as receptor-like protein 49. Bases 25 to 2925 code for a protein of 966 amino acids. NCBI's taxonomy places the organism in Eukaryota, Viridiplantae, Streptophyta, Magnoliopsida, Myrtales, Myrtaceae. The record is from RefSeq and is a predicted model, not a curated record. Gene Ontology annotation, molecular function: protein binding. The transcript has 2 exons.
UGCAUUUGCAUCCCUGCAAUAAAAAUGCAAUGCUUGUCAAGAUCUCUUCAAACUGUCCUGUUUCUGUUCUCAUUCCUCAUCGAAGGACAAGCAAUGCGCACCAUGUUGUCCCUCCCUCCCUCUUCUCUCUCCCUAGAAAGAGCUCCAUGUCGCCCAGAUCAAAAGUCUGAUUUGCUUCACUUCCGGAAUGCUUUAAUAUCAGAUAAUUCCACGUCGGUUUUCUGCCAACUGGAUAUUGGUUGGCUCAGGAAACCAAAGAUGCUCUCCUGGAAUGUUGCAUCGGAUUGUUGCUCAUGGGAUGGAGUCAUAUGCGAUCCGAUGACAGGUCAUGUGACUCACCUUCAACUUGGCUGCUCACCUCCGAACCCGACCUGCUACUCUUCUGCAGGGUCUUCAAACAGCAGCAAACCUUCUACCCUUGGUUUACUCAAUCUUCCUUCGCCACAGGAAGCUGAAAGACCAUCGAGGUCAAACAAGCUGCUUCAAAACCUGACCGAAUUGAGAGUCCUUGCUCUUGACGGGUUAAACCUGUCUGGCAUUGAUGUGAAUCGCUUAAUAAAUCUCUCUCCAUCUCUGGAAGUCCUCAGCCUCAGUCAUUGUAAAUUGCGGGGCAUAUUAACAGCAAACAUUUUCGUUUUGCCAAAGCUGACAUGUCUCAAUUUAUCAGGCAACAAGGUGCUUUCUGGUUACUUACCUGAAUCAACUUGGAACAGCUCUUUGAAGGUUUUGGACUUGUCCUCCUCAGGCUUCUCUGGAGUAUUACCAGAGUCCAUUGGCGACCUGCAUUCUCUGCAGAUACUUUGGCUGAACCGGUGCAGCUUCACAGGCUCUAUUCCAUCAUCACUUGGUAACCUAACAUGGCUCACCCAUCUGGGACUUUCGUAUAAUGAGUUUAGUGGGCAGGUUCCUCCAACAUUGUCAAACCUUGAUCAGCUCAGUUUGCUCGAUCUUUCCUCGAACAAUUUCAUAGGUCCAAUACCCAAUGUCUUUGACAAUAAGACACAACUUCUUUUUCUAGAUUUCUCUCAUAAUCUCUUCACUGGUCCUAUUCCUCCAAGCACAAAGAAUCUUUCAAAUCUUGCCCGACUUGAUAUUUCCAACAAUCUCAUUGGUGGGUUUAUACCAUCAUCAUUGUUCUCUCUUCCGUCCUUAAUGAGCCUGGACCUCAGUAACAAUGGGCUCAGUGGCCACAUCGGUGAGUUCUUUGCUGCAUCCCCAUUAGAACAUGUUGACCUGAGUGGUAAUCAGUUGCGUGGCUCAGUCCCGAGCUCAAUUUUUCAGCUUAGGAACCUCACUUAUCUGAGCAUCUCAGCAAAUAACCUGACCGGUGUCUUAGACCUACAAUUGCUCUCAAGACUCGAAAGUGUAACAAAUCUCGAUCUUUCAGACAACAUUUUAUCACUGAGCAAUAGUGAAAACACUGAGCAUGUCCUGCCGAGCCUCUCGUCCAUCAGUAUUUCUGGGUGCCAAAUUACAGAAAUCCCUGCAUUCUUGAGAAAUUCAACCAGCAUAGAAUGGAUAGAUCUGUCUAGAAACAGAAUCCACAGCGAUAUUCCAUCAUGGGUGUGGGAUAUUGGGGCCACAUCAUUGUCUUAUCUCAAUCUCUCCCACAACUUUCUCACUAGCUUUGAACAAGUUCCUUGGAAAAAUCUUAUAAUUCUCGACCUGCAUUCGAAUUUGAUCCAAGGGCCAGUUCCACCUCCAUCAUUCCCACAUUCAAUUAUUGUCUUCUCGCUAGCUAGCAAUCGAUUGACUGGCUUUAUCCCUGGUUCUAUUUGUGAAAUGAAGGGCCUACAAGUUCUUGACCUCUCUCAUAACAAUUUCACAGGCAUGAUCCCACAAUGUCUAAAGAACGUAAGUAACAGCCUCUUAGUGUUGGAUAUGCAAGAGAAUGGACUUUCUGGCACAAUUUCCCUAACGUUCACUAAAGAUGCAGCCCUGAGAAGUCUUCACCUUAAUGGAAAUCAAUUUGAAGGCCCGUUGCCACGCUCUCUAAUCAAUUGCAAGCAACUUGAGAUGCUGGAUCUCGGGGGCAACAAGUUGAAUGACACUUUCCCUGAUUGGUUGGAGACACUUCCCAGCUUGCAAGUCUUGGUCUUGCGAUCAAACAGACUUUGUGGCCCUAUAAGCAGCCCCAGAACUGAAUUUUCCUUUUCAAGGUUGCGCAUUCUCGACCUUUCCUUCAAUGAUUUCACGGGUCCUUUGCCUAGUGCCUUCUUUGCAAACCUGAAAGCAAUGAUAUCAAAUGAUCAGAAUGGAUCAGAGCGGCGAUACAUGGACCGAGGUUACUACCAGGAUUCCAUGAUUGCAACAAUGAGAGGACAGGACAUGCCGAUUGCUAGAAUCCUAGUGAUCUUGACGACCAUUGAUCUAUCAAGCAACAAGUUCAGGGGAAAAAUUCCUGAUGUGAUGGGAGAGUUAAGAUUACUCAAGGGGCUUAACCUCUCUCACAACAGUCUUGAAGGCCACAUCCCUUUGCCUCUCGGGAACCUUUCCGAGCUUGAAUGGUUAGAUCUCUCUUCAAAUGAACUUAGCGGGAUGAUACCAAUCGAAUUGACAAAUCUCACGUCUCUAGAGGUCCUAAAUGUCUCUUCCAAUCAACUAACAGGAUCGAUUCCUCAAGGACGCCAAUUCAACACGUUUCAAGCUGAAUCCUAUCGUGGAAACCCAGGAUUGUGUGGAUUUCCACUGUCCAAAGCUUGUACUAAUUACAAGGCUCUGCGGAAACUCCCCGUGCAUCCUGAAGGCAGGGUCCAUUCAUUCCGUGCGGAUUUUCUUGAGCCAAGGGUUGUGGAAAUAGGAUUAGGAUGCGGCAUCUUGCUCGGAUUGUUCAUGAGAAUUUUGAAAAACCUUAUCUCUAUCCGGCAGGCAAACAGGUAUUUUAGGAAGAUUGCGAGGAAAGACAGUUCUCCGGUAGGGCCUUGACACCAUACACCAGAUGAGAGCUGAGGUUGCUGAUCUGUGAAUCCGUACAGCUGGGGGUGUCAAAGAUACCCGAACCGAAAAUUUCGGGUCUCAUUCGGUUCGGGAGACAAUUUAAAAUGACGGGGUAUACCCGAACCGAAAAGGUCUGCCUCCGUUGCCCUCUCCGCCACCAUCCAACGGACCUCCAUCGGCGGCGCCUCCUCUAGAUUGACCCGAAGUGCUCCCCAUCGACUCUGCCGGAGCCGUCGUGCAUGGUGGUUUUAGCUUUUUUGGCAGUCCAGCUCCGGAUUCGUCCAUGGACGCCGAGAUCUUGAUGUGCUCGACUGUGUUUCUUUCCUCCGUAAAUCUCGAUUCAUGGAUCCGUGGGUCUGUCUCACUGUUUUCAAGUUCCGUAAAUACACUGUAAAUGGCGAAAGUUCAAGGACUCACCUUCCCUGGAUUGGCCUCUGUUUAUCUCCUCCCAUGGGGGUUUCAAGCAUGUCCGGUCAAAUCUCUCUCUCUCCCCCCUCAUUGUUAAAUGUAUCAAAUGUUUGACUCACAUCAAGAAUCUGAACUGGGAAUUUUUCA